CGUCUGUCUACAACAUUUUUCUUUUAAAAUUCCACAAUUUAUUUCAAAACCAAUAAAAACCAUAGAACAACAGUCUUUAAAAUUUUACGUUUUUUUACAAAACCACUAAAAGCCAUAGAACGUCAUAAUAAUUAUAGAAUUCAAUAAAUCUCUUCUUUAUUGUUAUUUACAAAAAUAAGCAGUUCAGUAGACAGAAGCAGACGCACUAGUUGAUAGCGUCUGACGAUACAUCGGAAUUCCACUGAAUAUUUGGCUGGUUUGUUAUCGCUUCUAAACAAUAUUUGGAAUAACCACAUUUCCGUUUCCUUGCCUGCAUCAAGAUAAACUGCUUAUCAACGUUUUUGCUUGGCUUUAUUUAGUUUGUAAAAACUUUGUUGUUAAAUUAGAUAGAAUGGGAGUUACCGGUCUUUGGAAACUUAUAGAUUCAUGUGGUAAGCCCAUUCCUGUCGAAAGCUUAGAAGGAAAAGUGUUGGCUGUUGAUAUUUCCAUUUGGCUGCAUCAAGUUAUAAAAGGAUUUCAAGACAAUAAAGGGGCUGCUCUGAACAAUGCCCAUUUAUUGGGUUUGUUUCAUCGUUUAUGUAAAUUACUGUACUAUCGUGUGAAACCGGUUUUUGUAUUCGAUGGCUGUGUGCCGCAGUUGAAGAAAGAGACAAUUGCUCGUCGUCAACAACAACGCAGCAAAUUAAAUACGGAAGCUGAACGGAUACAAGCUCUGUUACUGCAAUCAUUAGCCAAGGAGCAAAUGGUCCAACAAGCUCUAGGGCCAAAGACAGCAGAACUUCUUUUAACUUCUCCACUUAAGAGAAUAGCGCAAAGCAAAACUGCGCAAAAAAACGAGUCCGCCGAUGACAUGUUCAAAUUACCCGAUUUGCCAUGCAAUUCGGAGGAUUCUCAAGAUAGCUUUAACAAUUCUUUAGACAAAUCUGCUACGGAUACGUCUGCUGACGAUAGUUCGUUCGAAGAAGAUUGUGCUCGCCGUAACUACAACACGAAUUUGCAAACUUUAGAUGUCCGUAGUCAGCAUUUCCGUAGUUUGCCGGCUGAUGUACGGCAUGAAAUAUUGGUUGACAUUAAGGAAACUCGGAAGCAGUCAUCCUGGGGACGUUUGCAUGAAUUACCUUCGCGUAGUAACGAUUUUAGUACAUUUCAAAUGAAGCGUUUAUUAAAACGUAGAGAUGUCCAAGUAAGUCUAGAAGAAGCUGAAAAACAAAUGGGGGGUCGGACGCUUACCUAUUCGGAAUUAAGCAAUAUUUUCACAGAAGAAGGUAUUUUAGAACCAUCGAUCGUAAAUAAAGGUUCAAAGCAAGUGUGUUCGGAUGAGCACACCCGUUUUCUGCUCGUCAGAGAUUUGAAAAAAAAACUUUCUCAAGGUGAAAACGUUAAGGAGGAAAAAACAAUAGCAGAGACAAAAGCGCUACAAUCAGACGAACUUUUGCCAAGUACUUCGAAAACGGCAAAACCAAAAAGUGAAGCAGGUGAUGAUGAUUAUGAAACCGACUUACAAAUGGCAAUUGCUUUAUCCCUGGUCGACACCACUACCGUCUACGACAAGAAAGAUUAUGAGUACGAUUCUAGUGAGGCCUUGAAAUUAAAUAAGUCUCAACGUCAACAAUUAAAACACGCUGCCAAAGGGCCAGCACGUUCUUAUAUGAUUGAAUACGGUGGUAUGAAUGAUGAUGAAGUUGUCGGUAUUAUGGACAAAACCCAAGAUCAAAAAGAUUUUGAAGAUAUUUUAUUUAUGGAAGACCAUCCUUUCAAUGGAAAAGGUGAGCAGAUUGAAAAUCAUCACAAAAAUGCAAAUAAUGAAAGCCAAGAGUUAAAACUUUAUGUUAGCGAUAAUGAGUUUGACACAGAUUCUGACCUGGAAGAGGUCCAGGAGGUAACAAAUAGUAACGUAAAAGUAUCAGGAUUAAAUAUAGUCGUUAAUAUUAAUGAAUCGCUAGAAGCAGAUAAUGAUUUUUUUAAAGAUGUAUUUGAAAAUACAAAUCUGGAAAAGGAGGAACACAAAGCUAUCGAGAAAAAUCUCAUUCAAACUACAGAGAAAAAAUGCAUUUCUCUUAACGGAGAAUUGGAGGAGGUAAUAGAAGAAACGCCGCCUUUCGUAGACGUUGAAACAAAAAAAUGUGACGUUGAUUUUCAAAUUCAUGAACAUUGCAAUAAACAUCUAAUCGAAAAAGGGUUUGAGGCCAAAAAUACUACGCUUUCAAAAUGUAUAAAAGCUGCUGAGUUGAAUGGCGUUAAGUUAAGUGAUAACGAUGGCAUCAUAGAAAUUAAAGAUGAGGGUCAGUUGCCCAUCCCCGAAAGCUUGAAAACCGAAAUAAUUGAAAUUUACGAUAGCGAUGAUAAUAAAAAGUCCGUGGCACUUAGAACGCCAACACUGAAGACGCCCACCAAGAAUUGUUCAAUAACUGACUAUUUUCAAGUCAAUUAUGCCAUCAAAAGAACGCCCGAGAAAGAGCAAAUUGAAGAAAGUGCUACGCCACACAAAGUGAAGUCACCGUUUUUUGUACGCAAAACGCCAAAAACAGACGGCAAAAAUAAGUCUUCACCACUCGGCCCUAAUUCCAGAAACGUCAGUAAAAAUUUAUUCGCUGCAGAUGAAAAUGGAAAAGAUGGGCAAUCCUUAAGCGAAAAAGAAAUUAUAACUGAAGCCGCCAAAGUUUUGCAAAGUGAAAAGACUUCCGAGGAAUUGCAAAUAUUGGCUGCAAAUUUCGCUCAAGAACGUAAAGAUUUGGAAAAUGAACGUAAUCGUCAGGAGAGAAUGGGCAUGAGUAUCACACAACGUAUGAAUUCCGAAUGUCAGCAAUUGUUACGUCUUUUCGGAAUACCUUUCAUUGUGGCUCCAAUGGAAGCAGAAGCGCAAUGCGCUUUCCUUGAUAUUGUGGAUCUCACGCAGGGCACUAUUACCGAUGACAGUGAUAUUUGGCUGUUCGGUGGUCGCACUGUGUAUAAGAAUUUUUUUGCUCAGAACAAGCAUGUUAUGGAGUUUCGUGCAGACCAAAUUAAACAAAAUUUCAAUUGUGAUCGCUAUAAAUUAAUACAACUUGCUUGUUUAGUAGGCAGCGAUUACACGACAGGUAUACAUGGAAUAGGAGCCGUUACCGCUUUAGAAAUAUUAGCUCAAUUUUCUUCGGCUAAAGAGAUUUGCAACGAGUUGAAGUCAAACAAUUCGAAUAAUAUGCAACUUCUUUUAUCAACAUUACAAAAAUUCCGCGAUUGGUGGCAAUCUUUCAAACAUCAUGCAGCACCACCUGGAAGUUCUGCCCGUUUCGCUUUGCAAAAGAAGCUGAAGAAUAUUGAAUUGCAAGAAGGUUUCCCAAAUAUUAAGGUUCUUGAGGCCUACAUAACGCCGACUAUUGAUGAAAGUCAAGAAACAUUUACUUGGGGUGACCCGGAUAUCGAAUCUAUACGCGAAUUCGCUCGCCAAACUUUUGGAUGGACGGCUGAAAAAAUUAAUAAUAUAUUACAUCCGGUUCUAAAAAAAUUGAAGGAGAAGAAGACCCAAACUUCUAUACGUAAUUAUCUUACGAUUAAAAAUGCGUUAAGUGUAAAACAAGUUAAAGUUAGCAAACGUGUACAAAGAGCAAUAGAAAAAAUGAGCGGGGCUGCUAUAGAUUCUGACGAUAACUCAGAUAAGCGCAGCAAAACAAAAAGAUCUAAAAAUAGUAAAGCCUCCAAAGCGAAAAAAUCUGCAACAAACGAUAAUAAUAACGAUUUUUCCGAAGACAAAGUUGUAAAGCAGACCGAGGACACAGCACGUGGUCUUAUAAAAAGAGCUCAAAAGCGCAAAGAGGUGAUUCCGCAACGUGAAAAAGAUUUACAACAAAUGGAAGCUAACAAAAAAUUAGCUAUUGAAAUCAUAAAAAACUCGAAAGACGUCCCAACAAAGAAACGUAAAUCGUAAUUCAUCACAGUAAAAAGACCGUUGUUCAUUCACUUUGCAUGCUUUACUUUAAGAAACCAAAA
Glossina fuscipes is the source of this 3966-nucleotide messenger RNA. It is a transcript of the gene mus201, whose product is annotated as DNA repair protein complementing XP-G cells homolog. Lineage: Eukaryota; Metazoa; Arthropoda; Insecta; Diptera; Glossinidae. Gene Ontology annotation, cellular component: nucleus. Gene Ontology annotation, biological process: nucleotide-excision repair. The coding region runs from base 392 to 3904 and encodes 1170 amino acids. Gene Ontology annotation, molecular function: single-stranded DNA binding; DNA endonuclease activity. The record is from RefSeq and is a predicted model, not a curated record. The transcript has 7 exons.